CUUACCGUCUGCAUUUCUAGCGACGCAGCGCCCUGGACGAGGGGAUGCAGCUGUCUGCGAGGGUACGAGCGCCUGUCUGGUGAAGAGAGGGGACUCAUCUGCUGGCAGGAGCCUUUAGGAGAAGGAGCGAGAACUUGUCUGUGGGAAAGGAGAGAAGGAAAAGAAAGAAAACAAGGGAAAGUGGUCUUUGGAAUAGACAAGUGUUCGGUUUUGUGAAAACAUGAGUAUCGUGUAGAUGUGCUGUAUGCAAAUGAAACCCUUCGGUGCAUCUAUCUUCACUAUACUUGUGAAAUUCGAAAAUAUGGUUCUCUAAGUAAUACACAAGAGGAAAUCAUAUAGAUGCAUACAUUUUCUUUCACUGUCUGUAUCCAUACCUCCAUGAUAGUAGCAUGUAUGAAAAAGAAUGGAUAAAAUCUUGAAGAAAGAAAAGGCACGCAAGUGAGAAAAUCUUCAGUGCCACUUCUUCGCCUAAAAUUCCUACAGCCAUCAAAUACAUAUUAAAUUAUUUAGCGAAAAAUAAGAAACCGUACCAACCAGACAAAUACCGCAGGAUAGAGAAAAAAAAAGAAAUUGUUCAAGAAGACUUUACGAAUGCGCUACGUUUAUGCAAGUGCCUGAAGCCGAGCAGACCUCACGCCCCUGCGGAUGACGAGAGGGCGAGACAUGCAGCUGUAGGCGCUUUGCUGGCAUUAACUUACUUAACUUCUAUUACCGCCUCGUCGAGACGAGGAUGAGCUGCCGCGGCCGCAACGGCGAGCCCCUGCUGGUGGUGGAUCGCUGCUGCUGCUUCUCCCUGAGGACGGGCGCGCUCAUCCUCGCCUCCCUGGAGAUCAUAUUCCUCCUCGCCAUUAUAAUUCUGAACAUCGUUAUCCAACCAAAUAAAGAAGGAGCAGCUGUUGUCGUGGAAGGUCUGCUUCACAUCGGGGUGGCCAGUGUUCUCAUCCAUGGAGUAAGAACAAAACAGAACCAGCUCGUGUGGGCAUGGGUGCUGGUGCGGACCGUGCUGCUGGUCAUGGAGAUGCCCGUCGUCAUGAUCUACAGUGUGUUUACUGACCUGACUUUCACCCUGUGUCUGCUCGGGAUCAGUCUGCUCGUGUGCUGCUGCAUCCUUGUUGUGCGCUCGUAUGCCCUAAGCAUGGAUACCGACGAGGAGCGAGUCAACCUGGAGGAGGUCAGCGCCAACAACUUCACAGCCCUGGAAGACGAGGCGCGCGUGUGAAAGGGAUUCACGGCAUCUCUCCCACCCAACUUCCCGAACUGUUUUCGUCUUCAUCUUCCUCUUUCAUCCAUUCAUUCUGUCUAUCUAUCAAUGUCUCCUUCUCAGCCUGUAUGUUUGUUUGCCUGUCAGUCAGUCAGUCAUUCAGUCAGUUUGUCUGUCUGACUGCUUGUUUGUUUGUCUGUCUGUUUCUCAGUCAGUCUGUCUGUUUGUCAGUCUGUCUACACCUCUCUGAUGCUUGAUUUCAUGCAAUAAACUUCAGUCAACUUGAUGUUACAGGGUCAUACUUGUGGUGUACCAAUUCAAAGUAUUGGUUGCAGUUGUUGAAUCGAUCUGACCUCAUUGCCUUUAAUAUGGUGGACUUUGUAUCACCAUUAUUCAUCGUUACAUUUCCAAAUAUAUUCUCUUACCAUUUGCUGUUUUCAUAUAUUUAUAAGUAUAUUUCCUUUAUUUGUCAUAGUAUUAUCAUGGUCCCGAGUUCAUUUUAUUAAGUGUUAGCGUGUGUUAUUUAACUAUGAUGAAAUACCUUGUCUCUGAGCUCUAU
Molecule: messenger RNA, 1760 nt
Organism: Penaeus indicus
Lineage: Eukaryota; Metazoa; Arthropoda; Malacostraca; Decapoda; Penaeidae
Exons: 6
Coding region: 731-1219 (162 amino acids)
Source: RefSeq, a predicted model, not a curated record